This is a messenger RNA of Gamsiella multidivaricata, 2683 nucleotides long. RefSeq lists its product as uncharacterized. The transcript has 8 exons. The record is from RefSeq and is a predicted model, not a curated record. Gene Ontology annotation, cellular component: nuclear chromosome; nucleus; SWI/SNF complex. Gene Ontology annotation, molecular function: transcription coregulator activity. Lineage: Eukaryota; Fungi; Mortierellomycota; Mortierellomycetes; Mortierellales; Mortierellaceae. The coding region runs from base 361 to 2568 and encodes 735 amino acids. Gene Ontology annotation, biological process: regulation of transcription by RNA polymerase II; chromatin remodeling.
AGAAAGCUACUUCGAGGGCCAUUGCAGUUUAAGUCACGUGGAGCUCAUCGCGAGCACGUCUCUAAAAAGAAAAAUAACAUGUCUUCAAAAGUCCUCAUCUACUGAACCCAAGGACACAAAAGUCGAGUCGAAUCCAACUCGGCCAACAGCGGAAGCAACAGCAGCAAUAGCAGUGGCAGCACUAGUCACGGCCAGCACCGGCAGCAGAAGCAGAAGCAGCAACAAGGACACUCACACCUUGGCCACUCCCCAUCUCCUUUUCAUCUGAGCUGUUUGCAUUUCCUCUUCAGAACUACCGCCAACGCCUUUUCCGUCGUAAUCACUCGCUCCUCUUCACCAGGUCCGUUCAGCAGCAUAUCCAUGAUGUCAGAAGCAGCCCUGACGAAUGGCCCAAUGGUCCCCAAUGUCGCGUCCUCGCUUCUGCCACAUCAGAAUUCAACGACAGUGCAAAUCGGACCAAACCCGCCCAUGACAGAUGCGCAACGAUCAGAACUGGAAGGAUACAUGAGACGGGACGCCAUCUUUGUCACGGCAUUCGAGCAGCAGAGGCAGAUGCAAGUGGCCCUCGCUCAUGGAAAGCAGCUCGAGAUCAGACAAACAGCGCAAGUAGGUGCAGACAUCUUCGGGCCUGGAUACCACCCUUCGUACGGCAACGGCAGUGGAACCCCCGCCACCAACGGCCCUGCUCCAAACGCGUUUCACAUUGUGUAUCCAGCUCAUCGGAGGCGCGCCAGGAAGUCCAAAGAGUUUGUCUUUUCCAAGACUAUGAUCGAGGAGCAAGCUUCAAAGGAGGAUGCACUUGUGCCGAUCCGACUCGAAAUCGAUGUUGACGGGCUUGUCUUGCGGGAUACAUUUACAUGGAACUUACAUGAGUCUCUCAUCACCCCUGAACAUUUCGCGGAAGUACUGUGUGAAGACCUGCAGUUCCCUGUCCACCAAUUCGCUCCUCAGGUAUCAAGGUCGAUACGCGAUCAGAUUCAGGAUUACCACCUACCAGCGCUGAGCACAGCAGAACCGCCUACAGGAGACUUGGAAUCAGGAGCUCCAGAAGAAUCAAAAUCUGCCGAACUCCGCAUUUUGAUCAAGAUUGAUAUCACUGUUGCGAACACAUCGCUGAUCGACCAGUUUGAAUGGGACAUUUCUUGUCCCAAUAACGACCCAGAGCACUUUGCGGAAGUACUCGCAUCUGAAUUAGGCUUGGGUGGCGAAUUUAGGACCGCCAUUGCCCAUUCGAUCCGUGAGCAAGUUCAAACGCAUACAAAGUGCCUCAAUUUGAUCGGCUACAACUAUGAUGGAAGCUCAGUGCACGAUGAAGACUUGCGAAGCAGCUUCCUGCCUAAAAUCACCAAUAUUCUGCGCGAGGAAGAUGUCGUGGACCAAUUCACUCCUAUCCUGGAGAAGUUGACCGAACCCGAAAUAGACAAGCUGGAGAGGGACCGCGAACGCGAUAAAAGGCGGAAACGUCGGCAGACGCGUGGUCGAAGAGGCGUUAUUCUUCCUGAUCGGGAGCCGUCGAAAACAAAGAGAACGCUGUUACACCAUGGACAUACGUCGGAGGCCGCCGACCCAUUACAGGACCUUCAGCAACAUGAUCCAGCGCUUAUCAAUCGACUGGGGCCAAUGACGAGGAGAACUACAAUGGCGCACGAUCACUCGCCUGUUGGAUCGCUUUCGGCACCGACAUCAUCUCUGGCAGGCCAGGGAACACCGGCGCAUCAUCAUCGCAUGACGCGGAAACUGAGGGGCUCGGGAUCUGAUUUCUCCAUUCAUCAUCUUGGACUGCCUGGUGUAGGGAGUAUCUCGGCAUCUCACACCAGAGAGUCUUUGCAUGGGUCAAGGGACAAGCUAGGGAGCGGUGGUAGCAGCCGGGAGCACCAUGCAAACUCACCCAUGCGAGAGACUACACCAGUACAGAGCAGUAAAGAAGUCGUUGGACAUUCUUCCCCCGUAGAGCCGCGGACCCCACAGCAGAUUGGACGAUCUACAUAUGCAACGACCCCCGAGCCCAAUGCGCCAUUUUCGUCCCCGCCGUCUGGAAGCAGUGCAUUCAAUCUGCGACCAACGACCGCGAUGCCAUCCACCAUGCCACCAAUGCAGUCGAGUUUUGUGCCAGCAGAGAACAUGCCCAAGAGUCUUGCCCAGGAUCAAUUUCGGCUUCAGCAAAUCUAUCCGUCAGAUCGUUUCGAGAUUCUUGUACGCUCGGGCAGUGGGUUAGAAAUCAUUGGUGGUAGCAGAAAUGGACUCUCGACCGAAGAUUAUCGUGUGCGGUGCUUGGAAUGCCCCCCAGGAAAACUCUACAACUCCGGGCCUGAUGGCACACUGCAGAACUUUGAGGUCCAUCUCAAGUCGAACCGCGUCCAUCGAUCAUAUGUGGAGCAGAAGAAGUUGCGAGUUGGAAAUGGAUCGCCGCACGCUGCACUAGCCCACUCGCUGCCACAGUCGUACCAGCACCAUGCUCUAUCUUCUCCAUCAAACUCUCAGCAGCCCUAUCAGCAAGUUCAGCAUCACUCGACACAACACCAGCAGCCGCAGAAAACCCAUGGAGUCGGACUUGGGAUCGAGGGGUGAUUGCAUAAGAGAAGUAGCAUUUUGAGCUGCUCAUAGACAUAUACAUAUAUACUAUAUACCUUCGUCGUCUUCCUUGCAGCAUCGUCUGUAUUUUUGGGCAACAAUAUAUAAUGGU